AUCUGCAGGCACAUGUAAGUCCUUCGCACGGCACUUGGACUUUAUGCACAGAGAUAUACAGAACAGGACAGUGAGCUUGUUUCUUCUGAUGGGGGCAUAAAGCGGGUGACGGGAUUAUUUUUGCACGAAUGUGGUAAGAGAUAACACGUGAUGGACAAGUUAACUACAGUCAAGACUGUCAGCUAUGUUGGAGGAGGAGCUGGAGCAGGGAGCAAAGGUGAUCUUUUAGUGAGUUUGGGUGGAUCAGGUGGAAGAGCUGCGUCAGGAGGCUCCAGUGGCACAAGCAGCUCAUUUGUGGUAACAUCCAGCCGCUCCGGUGGAUCAGGAGCAAGCAACGGCACCGGAGGCAUCAGCACCACUACUGUAGGAGCAUCCUCUGCUGAGGGCUCUGCAGCCUCUGGGGGGGGAUCCUCCAGCACGUCCUCUGGUUUUAUCGUUGAUGGCAGAGAUGGAAAAAGGGAGGGGGGUCAAGGUGCUGUAUCUACAGGGACAAAGACCAGCUACAGUUCAGGUGGAUCCGGAGAAGCAAAGAAAGGGUCUUCCUCUGCAAUCAAUUAUUCUCCAAAAGAGAAGAGGAGCAUGAGCAGCAUGGCAGCAGCUCUCCCUGAUGUGUUUGAUGAAAGUUCAAGCACAAACUCUUCUCCAGAGUACACCAGGAAGGACUACGGCACAUCAAAAGCAACUUCAAGUUCUGCCACCAGGGGGAGAACUCAGAGCAGAGAGAGUGAGAUCAGAGCCAGACUUCAGAGUGCUUCUCCCACAGGAUGUUGGACGGAGCUGGAUGAUGUGAAGCGUCUGCUGAGAGGAAACUCCACCAGCACCAGCCCCAACAACACGCUGCCCAUCCCGAAGAAGGCCAGUGUGGAGGCCCGGAGCAUGUCGGAGAGCUCCAGCACAGACGUCCCCUAUGGCAGCAUUUGGCCUGGAGGUGUGAGCAGUAGCUACAGUUACAACACAAACCCCAACAACCUGUCCACUACCUCCACUCUUUACCAGUCAGGUCCAGCUCCAGGACUUCAGAACAACAUGACUCUCAGCUCUCCCUAUGUGAGCAGUGGCCUCUCUGCCAGCAGCACAGCUCCAGUGUACGGUGUUCAGAAUAAUCUGAUCAGUACCAGCCCCACUCAUCUCUCUCCAGCAGGAGCAAACUCUCCAAUAGUUUAUGGUGUGCACAAAAAUCUAUCCGGCUUUGGAGUAAGCCCAAGCACAGUGGGACCCAGAAGUCCCUCUGCUGACGACGCCCCAGGAAAGGACUUUAAGUUUGUGCUGUUAGAGAAGGAGAAUGCUCCCGUCAAGAAGGAGUCAGAGAGGCUGGUCGCGACCAAAGUCACGACGAAGCAGUUCACGUCUGCUCCUACUACUGCUAGUACUUUUGUGACCUACUCUGACGACUCACUGAAGAGAGAGAAACAGAAGUUGUCAGCCAGCACAGCAUUAGAAGGAGCAGACACUAAAUCUUCAGGCCUGAGGGUUGCCACAAAAGACAAAGCCACAUAUGCAGAGAUCGGAAAAGAUGAAUCGGGUUUUGGCUUCUGCUCCUGGUGCAGCUGGUGGAAGUGGCUGCUGGGCCUCCUGCUCAGCCUGCUCCUCCUCCUCGGACUCCUCUUUGGACUCAUCGCUUUAGGUGAAGAGGUGAAACGCCUCAAGAACCGCGUUGAUGCCUUGGAAGCCAUCACUGGCACCGACCCAGCCCUGGCCAGUCGCUUCUCGGCCUCCUCUGGCACCAACAUCAUCGACCCACUGGAUUCAGCAUAUGUCGACAGGAGUUCCCCUGGGUUCACCCUGACCCGCACUGAUAACUACAUCAACCUGGGGGCUGCUGGACCCGGCGGAGGAGGCACACCGAGCGCACCGAGACAGGACAGCACUGCACUGCAGAGAACUGUUCAGCAGCUGGUCAGGGCUGAGCUCCAAUCGGAUGCUGUACGAGAAACACUUAAAGGAGAGAGAGGAGAGCCAGGGACCAAAGGUGACCCAGGGGCACUAGGACAAAAAGGAGAUGGCGGUUUCCCUGGUCUGCCAGGUCCUCAAGGGCAGAUGGGUCACCCAGGACUGGAAGGACCCAGGGGACCUAAGGGAAGUGCAGGUGAACCAGGUCCCGAGGGACCAUUAGGACCGAGGGGCCGUGAGGGACUGAUGGGCCCCCGCGGAGAGACUGGCCCAUCUGGUUUUGGAGCGAAAGGAGAUCGAGGUGAGCCAGGACGCCCUGGUCCUGCUGGUGCUGCUGGUGCUGCUGGACCUAUGGGGCCAAAGGGUGAUCCUGGACCAAAGGGUUACCAGGGUGACGCAGGAGUGCCAGGAGCAAAGGCUGACAGAGGAAGUCCAGGGACACCAGGAACCAAAGGAGAGCAGGGAGAGCGGGGCUCACGUGGAUCAGCAGGUGAACAAGGACCACCUGGACAACAAGGUCCUGUUGGACCAAAGGGGACUAAGGGGAUUACAGGUGAGGCAGGUUCAAUGGGACUUUCUGGAGUCAGAGGACCACCUGGACUUCCUGGAGAUAAUGGACCCCAAGGCACCCCAGGGAUUCAAGGACCACGAGGCAUCGCUGGAAACCCAGGGCAACCUGGUGCUCAAGGUGCACCCGGUUCGUCUGGUAAAGUCAUCACUCCAAUUGGCUCUGACACUGUGGCCAUCCCUGGACCUCCAGGGCCCGCUGGGCCUGCAGGCCCUGCUGGAUCCCCUGGUUUGUCUGGUCCCAUUGGCCCUGCUGGUGUCCCAGGACAACCUGGUUCUAAGGGUACACAAGGGGAGACAGGAGAUAGGGGACCGAAGGGAGAGCAAGGAAAAGCUGGCGAGCCGGGCAUCAGCGUCACAAAUUCAGAAACUGUCAGUUCCACCCGAACUGGACUUUCCCCAGUGGCAGGUCCACCAGGACCCCCAGGUCCUCCUGGACCAUCUGGUUCUCAGGGUCCUGCUGGUGAGACUAAACAAGGUCCUCCAGGACGCAAAGGUCCUCCAGGAGAGUCAGGUGUUGGCUAUCCUGGACCCCCAGGAGAGAGAGGAGAACCUGGCAGCUUUGUGCCUACUUCAGAGACCUUCUUUGCUGGACCACCAGGACCCCCUGGUCCAAAGGGCCAGGCUGGCGAUAGAGGACCACAAGGUUACCAAGGUGACCCAGGUCAACCAGGUAUACCAGGGGAACCAGGUGUUGGUUUCCCAGGUCAGCCUGGACCUAGGGGGGCUCCGGGACCACAAGGACAUACAGGUGGUUCUGUCCCGAGUGGAAGAGAUGAAAGUAGGCCCGGACCAGCUGAUGUGGGCCAGUACAUCGCAGAGUACCUUCAGAAUGGUGCCAUCAGGGAGUAUCUGGCUGGACCUCCUGGACCUCCUGGGCCUCCUGGUGCUCCGGGAGCCCAAGGGAACACAGGGGACGGGAUGGUGGACGAUGUGGCCAAUCGAGUCAUCGCCUACAUCCAGAGUUCAGUUAGAGGAUAUGAUGGGUCUGUUGGAGCACCUGGACCUUCCGGGCCUCCUGGGCCUCCUGGGCCUCCUGGUGCUCCGGUAGCCCAAGGGAACACAGGGGACGGGAUGGUGGACGAUGUGGCCAACCGAGUCAUCGCCUACAUCCAGGGUUCAGGUAGAGGGUAUGAUGGGACUCCUGGCCCUCCUGGUCCUCCAGGUCCACCUGGCGCCGUCUCUAUUAAUGACAUCAUCGAUAUUUUACAACGGGAGGAUGUGAGGAGAUAUGUUGCUGGUCCAGCCGGUCCACCAGGGCCACCUGGUGGUCAGAUAUUUAACACCCAGCAGGUGGCUGAACAAGUGCUCAGUCUCAUGAAUGCUGGGUAUCAAUCAAAUGUGGGCCCUCAAGGGCCUCCUGGUCCUCCAGGUGUCCCUGGUCUACAAGGACCACCUGGACAAGCAGGACCACCUGGCCCACCAGGACUUGGCAACCACAUCAGCUCAGACAUUCGUGACUACCUGCAAAGUGUCGCCUUCAAAGGCUCACCAGGCCCCCCUGGUCCCCCUGGACCUGAGGGCCCCCCUGGUCCAAUGCGAGGACUGGUCUCCUAUGCUGAGCAUACUGGCAGAGAUUCAAUCACAACAGAACAACAAGAACGUUUCAAGAGUCAAGCGGUGAGAGGAGCCAUGUUUGGGCUUCCUGGUAUGCCAGGCCCUCCUGGACCCUCAGGACACAAGGGAGAGCCAGGUGUGCCUGGCACUGGAGCCUGGAGCCUGGAUACUGCUGAUUACUCCAGUAUGGCUGUCCGAGUAACUGAUUACAUCAAAUCCCACGGUCUGCUCCGUGAUGUUCUGAGAGACUCUGACCGUGUUGUCCAAGGACCUCCAGGACCUCCUGGACCUCCAGGAAUACAUGGACAAAGCCAGUGGGUCAGCUCCCGUGAAAAUGUAGCAGGUCUGGUGGAAUAUAUCAAAUCUCAUGGUGUGCUGCACGAUAUUGUGAGCGAGUACAACAGUCGCAUCUUCCAAGGACCUCCAGGACCGGCCGGCCCCCCAGGUCCGCCAGGAUACAACAGAUUGUCUGGUACAUAUGGAAAUGCCACAGAACUGCUGGAAUACAUCAAAUCGCAUGGCCUGCCCCGUGACAUCGAGCGCACUCACAAUGAACGUGUCAUCCACGGACGACCUGGACCCCCUGGCCCUCCAGGUCCCGCGGGUUACAGCCGCUUGUUUGGUUCCGAUACAAACGUCUCUGAUUUGGUGGAAUACAUCAAAGCUCAUGGAGCCAUUGUAGGAAAUCCCGGGAGACCAGGACCGAAAGGGGAGAUGGGAUUCCCCGGCAUUAAAGGAGACAGAGGUGGACAUGGUCCUCCUGGGCGUCACGGACCCAAAGGACUAAAGGGUGACAGAGGAGAUUUCUCACUGAUGACCAAAAGACGGAAGAGGGACGUUGGCAUCUGAGAGCAGCGUCUCUGAACAUAUGGACCUUUAAGAGUUGUGUAUGAAUAAGGAGGGAACAUGUACUGAAGCACUGGAUGCAGCUUAUCAGUUAGAUUUUUGUAAGGGACGUGAUGGUAUUUUCGUAUCCAUAAAGAUUUACAGCUCAGUUGUAUUUGGGAAAUCAGGGAUUAUGUAUGAUCGCAAAUUGUCUGAUUGUAUUGAGGGGUAUUAUUCAGUGAGGUGACAUCUUUUUUUGUGUGGGACUGAUAGAGCUGACUCCCUUUUUUUCAUUGCAGUGGACAUUUUCUCAUCAAAUCAAAGACUAAACACAAGUGUAGUAGAGAGGAAACAGUUUAUUUACAGCAAAAUGAAAAUCUACAUUACAUAGGCAUUCUAAAAACUAUACAUUUAUUUUUAAAAUGCAUAAUGAUUUUGAUAUGGAUCAUGUUUUUUUUUUUGCUGUCAAAAUUCAGAAUUCAAUCAAUUAAAAUCGAUUUAAUCUACCUGGACAAGGAUUGACAUUUUGCAGUUAUAUUUGUAAGCUGCAAACCGCUAACGAUUAAGUAGAGUUAAUUAAACUGUAGCACACUGUGUGUAAGUAAGUGUGUGUGUGUGUGUGUGUGUGGGGGGUCAUAUAAAUAGCUUUUGAGAAAGUUUUGCAAAAGGUGCACAGCACUCCUUCAUUAUGUUUUUGUACAUAACUUCUCAGUUAUUAAAUACAUGUGACACACAUUAAAGCCAAUCCUAAAGAAAAUGAGAUGAUGAACUGAACCAAUCGGUGGUCAAGAUGGCCUAAACCAGUCAGGUCCAUUUUUUUUGCAUCAACUGCAUCAAAUAUUACACAGUGUUAGCAUCACUCAUGAUACUUCAGCCUACAAUAAAAAACAUUUGCCAAAG
This is a messenger RNA of Hippoglossus stenolepis (Pacific halibut), 5739 nucleotides long. It is a transcript of the gene col17a1a, whose product is annotated as collagen, type XVII, alpha 1a. The record is from RefSeq and is a predicted model, not a curated record. Bases 151 to 4863 code for a protein of 1570 amino acids. The transcript has 53 exons. Lineage: Eukaryota; Metazoa; Chordata; Actinopteri; Pleuronectiformes; Pleuronectidae.